Molecule: messenger RNA, 760 nt
Organism: Rhododendron vialii
Lineage: Eukaryota; Viridiplantae; Streptophyta; Magnoliopsida; Ericales; Ericaceae
Exons: 1
Coding region: 184-642 (152 amino acids)
Source: RefSeq, a predicted model, not a curated record
ACAAACACCCCAAAGCGCAUAAAACCCACACCACACCACACCUUGCUGGGCACACCACGCUCAACUCUCUCUCUCUCUCUCAACCUUUUCUUGCAUGCUAAGCUCUCCUUUGGAAUUUGGAUUAUUAUAAAGCAACCCCACUAACGAAAUCCGUCACCACUCCCACGGAAUCAAAACCAAUUAAUGGCCUCCGGCUGCCAAUCAAGCUGCGUCGUCAACGACGUCCUUGCCCGUAUCCAGCCCGUCCGAGCCACCUACGUGAACCUCUACAAGUGGCCCGAAUCCGACGCCGAGUUCGUGAGGUCCGUCAGCUUCGACGGCCGGCAAGGGAGCAGCUUCCGCCAACACCCCGCCGUGGUGGACAGCGUCUCGUGCCGGCAGCUGUACCUGCGGAGCUACACGUUCUCGAGGAAGGAGAGCGUGCCCGAGAAGACCAAAAAGUGUCUCGACAGGGUCAGAGAGAGAGUGUCGACGGCGUAUAGGAGAGAGAGAAAGAUGGCUUAUUAUGGCGGCGGCGACGGAAAGGGGAAGAAGAAGAAGUACGCGGGGUUCGGGAGGGCCAAGGAGGCGUCCUGCGCCGCCGUGUCGGCGGUGUUUCGGAGGUUGCUGUCUUGCACCACCAAGGUUGAUGUGGUUGGUUGAUCAUCGAAUUCUACCCACCUUUGAAUUUGUUUUGCUUAUGUAUUACUAGUAUUGUAAUCAGACUCAGACGUGUUUACUUUUUGUCUUUUUUGAUAAGGUUUUAUCUCUCUCUUGAUCA